GUGCCAGCCAACUGGCUAUAACCGGAAAGGUGCUGUUCCUCUUCCCGGUGGGGGCACAAGGUGGCUCACCCUCCUCUACAGUUCCUGAGGGGUGCUGAUUGCCUACAGGGCUUCAGACCAGCUGCUGGCCUCCACUUACCGUCUUGACGGAGCAACACUGAAAUCCACAGGGUAUGCUCGCCCUAGAGUGUGAUCUGAGCCAGGGAAAAGGGAAGCCUCUGCUGUCUGCCUUUGAGGUGGACUAGAAGGAAGGACACUGAUAUUUUAGGAGGGAAGGAACAUGAGGUUCCCUUGGAGAUCAUUCAAGAGGAAGAUAGAAGGAGCCAUUUAAAAUAGAGGAAAACUGUAGGCUGCAAGACUGGGGCCAGAGGGCUGGCAGUGGAAAACUCUGUUGGGUUGUGAUCUCUCACUGAAAAGUCCCAAGUGCCUUUUUGCUUCCUGCAAAAGGAAGGAAGACAAGGAGGAAACCAUGUCCAUAGCCCUGAAGCAAGUGUUCAACAAGGACAAGACCUUCCGGCCCAAGAGGAAAUUUGAACCUGGCACACAGAGGUUUGAGCUGCAUAAACGAGCUCAGGCAUCCCUCAACUCAGGUGUGGACCUGAGGGCAGCUGUGCAGCUGCCCAGCGGGGAGGACCAGAAUGACUGGGUGGCUGUGCAUGUGGUGGACUUCUUCAAUCGCAUCAACCUCAUCUACGGCACCAUCUGUGAGUUCUGCACUGAGCAGACCUGCCCCGUGAUGUCAGGGGGUCCCAAAUACGAGUAUCGGUGGCAGGAUGACCUCAAGUAUAAGAAGCCAACUGCACUACCGGCUCCCCAGUACAUGAACCUGCUUAUGGAUUGGAUUGAAGUCCAGAUCAACAAUGAGGACAUAUUUCCAACAUGUGUUGGUGUUCCCUUCCCAAAGAACUUCCUUCAGAUCUGCAAGAAGAUCCUGUGCCGCCUUUUUCGGGUCUUCGUCCAUGUCUACAUCCACCACUUUGACCGGGUCAUUGUGAUGGGUGCGGAGGCUCACGUCAACACCUGCUACAAACACUUCUAUUACUUCGUCACGGAGAUGAACCUCAUAGACCGCAAGGAGCUAGAGCCCUUGAAAGAGAUGACAACCAGGAUGUGUCACUAACAUUCCACCUCAUCUUCCGGAAGAAAGGAGCACUGUUUCUCCCAGGAGUCCCCAUGGGACAGGAAGUGGCCCUCCCCGGCUGAAACGGUCCCUACUUCCAGGAGCAGGAAAGCUGGAGCCCCACACGGACUUCUGAGAGAUGUCUCCUACCCACUUCGUGCGCUCUUAACCCUCUAAGUGCUGCUAGCCAGGGCUCGUGGGCCAGGCAGACCACAGCAUGAAGGACCAGCCUUGCCGCCUUAGGCUGAGGACGGUGCGGGAAAGGCCAUUGCACUUCCCCACAUCGUACUUCUGCCUGUGACCUGCCCCCUAGGCUUCACUGGAAUUCAGGUUUUGAGACUGAGAGGUUUUUUGUCUUUGUUGUUCUUUUCCACUUAUGUCUUACCAGACGUCUUGACUAACUUCUCUGUCAUUUAUUUUUCUAAGUACCAAGCAAAUUUGGGGAAUACCAUAUAAGCAGUACCUUUUCCUAUCCCACCUCUCCUCCAGUCCCUGCGGACCGGCUCUGGGCCUGUGGCUUAACCUUGUAUGGGGCUCGGAGCUGGGAGGGGCCUGCACUUCUCCUGGCAGCGUCCAUGGCAUUUCCCUCAUAGGCGGUUUCACCAGGGACCACCCGAUGGGGUGCGUGAUCUGUGCCCCAGGCAGGCCAUUCACAUGCUCACCACUGGGGAGAGCCUGGGACUGGAAGUGAGCUGGUGCAUUACCACUCGGCCCUGGUCAGGAUGGAUCCUAACAGUCAUUUCUAAACUCUUCCAUGAAGAUGUACUUUCCCAUUUCCCAGAAGAGAGAAAGAAAGUUACAAAUGACCCCUGGGAUCUUGAGCCAGAUCAGUGCGGUGUUUGUUCUCCACUGAGGGGUAGUGAGUCCUGGCUACCCAGACAUAUCACAGUGCUAGGAUUUCAGUGACAAGACCAGACAGUUGGUAUUUGGUACAUGGGGAUCAAAUACACUUGUCUUGUAGCCUCCCCAGCUUGACCCCAGAGCUUCUGAACUCAGCUGAUGUUUUCUCUCCUCCCAUUCUCCCUUCCUCGGAUCCCUGGUUUCCCUCCCUGUCCCAUCCCUUCUCUCUCCAUUUCUUUAUCAUUCUCUCUUCUCUAUGAUCUCCUCUCUUUCUCCUCUCCCCACCUCUCUGUGUAGGUUUCUCUCUCUCUCCCUCUCCCCCCACCCCGCCCCAUCUCCUGUGUUAUAUGAUGACACAAAGUUCAUGUCUGUCUAGUGGGUGUGCUGCAGUCGCUAAGGUCUCCCUUCUAUCCGUUCAAUGUGUCCCUUCCAGCAGUCAGAAUAACCAUUCUGUGUUAUCUCCUGCCUUUGGAAGCCUUCAUGAAUGAAAUGUUGCCUUCUCUGAUUCAUUCACAAAACUGUGGUUCUGACAGAUUGACUAAGAAGUACUCAUACUUCCCAUGAUAUCUGACUUUAAUAAAGUGUGUAUUGGUGGAGGGAAGUAGAUAUGAAUGUACUCUUGCAGUUAAUGUAAUAACAAAAGGUGACUAAGCUAGUCUGAUGUUAUUUAGUAUAUAUUACUAUGUUAAAGCCGUUUGUGACUGCCACAAAAUCCUAAAAAGUGUGACUUAUUUGCCUAAUGAUGAAAAGACUGACUGUAUGGGCAGUGACAUUCUACAUGAUGGAACUAUGCUUAGAACAACCCUUACUUCCUGUCUCAUGGAUGUUGUCUUAUGAAACCCAACACUGCUACUUCUCUGAUCUACAGGAACUUUCUCUUUUCUCCCUAAGUAACCUUUAGAGACCAAGAUAGGCAAUUUGGCCUAAAAGCGUAUCUGGCUAAGGGUCCAGAGAGACCAAGCCCUGAAUUCCUGACCUAGGCAAUGCACAGUAGUAACACACUUCAUGGGUGUGCGGGAGGGUGGCAAUGAGACAUGAUAGGCCAUGGCCUUGGGGAGCCUCUGCUGCCUUGAACUUGACCAACUGCAGGACUCAUGCGGUAGGAAGUUGAGUGUGUGCCAGCAUUCCAGUAAUGCUCAGCCCAUGGGGAAGCCUGACUCUGAAGGCAUUUGGCAUUUAUCUCCAGUUAUUUUCUAUCAAUUGUUUGUGUAUGUGAAAUUUCUAUCCAGCUUUAAAAAUUCUAAAUAUUUUUUUAACUUCUUAGAAUGAUUUUUCUCUGGCUUGUAUUGUUAAUUGCACUAAUCAGCUCUUGGAGGAAAGUCUAGACAAUUGCUCUGCCUUUUUAAAGUAUAAGGUGUUCAUAUUUCUACAGAACUUUGUUUGGCAAAUUCUAAAGAAAAAUCUUCCUGGGCUGUUUCUAAGCCUUUGGCCUGCCCGUGUCUUCCAUACAUCUGUCUUGUGAAUAGGAGAUCCUCACAGCCCCUAGGACAGCUCCAGGCCUGUUUCUUUCUCCUAACCUUGUUCUUGUACAUUUAUUUUAACUCUGGGAAAAUUCACAAUUGAAAGAUUCCGAGCACCCUAUGUCCUUUAAAUGUAGCGAGUGUCAGCACAUCGUCUUGUUUCUUUCUCACUGUAUAUGCACUCAUGGCUGAACCAUCAAAAAACCAAAUUACAGUCAUCAUAAAGUUUUAAAAGACGUUAUCAUGCCCUCCUGUUAGCAAUGAAAACAUUAUCCUAUCCAGCUUCAGCGUCAUCAGCUCCAAGAGCCUGAAACAAUGUUCAAAUUCUGCCUCAAAAAAUUUUUUGUAGUUGACUUUUCUUUUAAAAAAAUCUAGGAUAUAAUCAAAACCUACACAUUGUAUUUAACUGUCUUCAUUUCCACCAAUAGAUUAUCAUUUCCUCUCUCUCUCUCUCUCUCUCUCUCUCUCUCUCUCUCUCUCUCUCUCUCUCUGUGUGUGUGUGUGUGUGUGUGUGUGUGUGUGUGUGUGUGUGUGUGUGUGUUCUGUCUUUUAUGACUGGCAUUACUAAAGAACCUAAGUUGAUUUGUUGAUUUGUUUAUGGGAUAUGCCCACAUUCUAGAGGAUUAUAUUCUUCUCAUUGUGAGAUUUAGGAUAACAUGUCGAGGGUAAGAAUUUCACAAUGAUGAUGUAUUCUCCUUACAUCAUGUUAGAAAAUGUGAAUGUCUGAUUGAAGAUUAAUCAGUGGGCUCAGGGGUUAUCUGCCUGAGCCAAUUCAUAAUUCAUCAUUAAACUCUGAGGUUCAACACACACACCAUUUAUGGAAUAUGAGUUCAACAUGUAUACUUCACUCCUUCAUGUUAUCAGAAGUCCACACUCCCCAACAUUAAAUCCUUUGCUGUGGAAGGUAAAGCAGUGUGAAAGGAGUCUGUCCUUUCCACUUAAGAUGAAAAGGAGCAGGAAUUUUUCAUUUGCAAACAAUACAUAAGAAUGCUGGUUCAUGGAAGUGUGUAUGAGCCUACAGCCAGAGGUAAAGUGUGCAUGCGUGUAUGCACGUGUACAUGCGUGGGUGCGUGAGAGGGUGCUGUGUGUGUGUGUGUGUGUGUGUGUGUGUGUGUGUGUGUAUGUGUGUGUGUGUAUUUCUUUAGUGACUUCCCAUUCAGACCCCUCGUUUACUCGUUGAGCUCAGCUCAUAUGUUAUGAGACAGUGUCUCUUUACAUAGUUCUGGGUAUCCUGAAACUCACUCUGUAGGCCAGGCUGGCCUUGAACUCAGAGAGAUCAUCCUGCCUCUGCUUUCUGAGUGCUGGGAUUAAAGGCAUGUACCACUAUAUCUGACUAUUCAUGCAUUCUUGUUGAGGGUGAGGUGACUACUAAUGAUUUUGGGGAGGCAAACAUCUUAACUUUCACAGUAGGUUGUGCCUCUGCAAAAGAGAUGAUUAGGAAUGAAGUAUUUUUUUUUUAGAUCUUGAUAAUUUCAAAUAAACAACAUAUCCACAAGCCUGGGCACACUGUGAGAUCACAAGCCACACAUUUUUAUCCUAAUAGAUAUGGAUGUCAACCAUCUUAGUAAGAUAUUUCCAAUCUGCCCUCUGGGGUAAAAGUUUGAACUUGGGAUGCACUGAAGAAACAGAACAUUUGUCCUCCCAAUUCUGUCCCCAAAGUGACCUACAAGCACCUCCUCCAGGCCUCCCUUGCCUCUGGCUUCCUUUUAGGUUCAGCCAAUUGGUGGCAGCCGGACAAAGCUCUUCCUUCAAACAAUAAUGGAAAGGAUGGAUUGAAUUACUGAUCUAGAGUCUUUUUCUGCUCCUUAGACUGUUGAUUUGCUCUUCUUACUGCCUUUUUUGAGUGUCUUCUUACUGCUUUUUUUCAGAGCUAGGAUGAAUGGAAGGAACUUUAGAGAUUCCUAACUUAUUCUUCCUUUCUCCCAAUCAUGCCAGCAACAUUUCAGGUAGAACCUGUUCUCCUUUUACAGAUAUUCAGGUAUAAAAGUUCUACAGAAUCCUCUGUGUGACCCACUUAAACUCCUAUCUAAUCUUCUAUCCAACCCAGGCCACAUAGUCCCCUCGAGCUCCAGGCUUUUCUCAUGCCCUGUAUUUGGAAGGUCCAGAGACUGUACAGCAGCAGCACAUGCUUAACAAAGAACAUCAUUUGCACAUUCAUGAACUGUCUGAAGACUAACCCAGCCGUCCUUCAGCCUUCCUUCAAAAUCGUCCCUGCUGAGGCAUCCUCUCAGAAGUUUGCCAUUCUACCAUUAAGCAUGUCUAUAGUUGAGCUAGAAACUCCUCCAAAGCUCUCCCUGUGUCUGUGGUAUAGACACUGCACACUGUGAAUCUGAUAAGGUAUCUCAUGCCUCCUCCAGACCCUGCUGUGUUUCUUCUAGUCUUGCUAUAAGAGAAAUCUUUGGAUUUUCUUCCCUAUUUUAGUUGACUAUAUGAAACUCUAACCAGGUUAUGUUGAGCGAUUCCAAAUUUCCUUUCUUCCUACUGUUAACAUCUUUCAUCACAACACGCUGGAUUUGGUUGAAAUUUUCCUUAACUAGAAAACAUUAAGGAAUUUGAUUUAUGCCAGUCCACCAUUUACCCAGUCCAUUGUCGCUGGUGAAAGCACAUCAUUUCCAAUCUCUUAGCCUAAAUGAUACCAUGCUAAAAAAAAAAAAAAAAAAAAAGAAAUACAGCAUGUCUUCAAGAAAUGGCAGAGGCAUCAUUUGGAUAAUAAUGUCAUUCUGGCUUUGAUUAUUUUGACUUUAAUUCCUGUCUAGAAUUAGCCAAACAAAGUAUAUUUUGGAAGUAAUGAUUUUUUUCCUGGUUUUAAAAAUGUUUAUUAAAAAAACUUUUAUAACAAGCUAUUUUCCUCUGGGCAAUAUUAAAUAUGGGUAAAAAAUUUUCAAUGAUAUGUAAAAAUUUGUGUAACAUAGAAGGUGAGUCAUUUCUAAUGAAGCAAGCUAUUUUACUAGCUUCUAGUAUUCUACUUUCCAAGUUUUCCUGUUUCUUUUUUAAGUACAUCUGAAAAAUGUUAACUAUAUUUUCAUUCCAUUUGUGAUUCAGUUAAGGGUUUGACUGUAAGAAAGCAGACUAACAUAAUUAAAUCAAUUAGAAGAGCUAGAUAAAUCUAAAGAAUAUUUAUGGAAUAAAUUUGUGUGUGAGCUUAAGGAUUCAAAUGUCAUGAAUAAAAGCUAUAUAGCCA
This is a messenger RNA of Peromyscus californicus insignis, 6601 nucleotides long. It is a transcript of the gene Mob3b, whose product is annotated as MOB kinase activator 3B. The transcript has 4 exons. NCBI's taxonomy places the organism in Eukaryota, Metazoa, Chordata, Mammalia, Rodentia, Cricetidae. Gene Ontology annotation, cellular component: cytoplasm; nucleus. The record is from RefSeq and is a predicted model, not a curated record. Gene Ontology annotation, biological process: positive regulation of protein phosphorylation; signal transduction. Bases 470 to 1120 code for a protein of 216 amino acids. Gene Ontology annotation, molecular function: protein kinase activator activity.